Molecule: messenger RNA, 510 nt
Organism: Melampsora larici-populina 98AG31
Lineage: Eukaryota; Fungi; Basidiomycota; Pucciniomycetes; Pucciniales; Melampsoraceae
Exons: 2
Coding region: 1-510 (169 amino acids)
Source: RefSeq, a predicted model, not a curated record
AUGAGUCCACCAAUGGUUGAACUUGCGGUGUCUCUUAUUGGUAACGCUGAGAAAUUAUUUGCAGCAACAUACCCAACCGAUUGUGAUAUGGACCCAUCCGAUGUCUUUGAUCGGGAAGAAGCGUGGCAGAUUGUCAAGAAUGCUUCUGCAGUUUCAAAUGGGCAAUUCUUGCGCUCGAUUCUUGGUGGAGAGAGCCUGCCAGGACUUUAUGAAAUGAUAAUAAGCUGCAUUGCAGAUUGGUAUAAAUCACAAGUGUAUUUGGACCAUUGUCAAGAACUCAAAGAUCAACAAGUUAUGAUUGAUCAAGAGAUUUUGAACAAGGAGCUCAUUGAGGAGGAAAUUCGCGAGCAGUUGAGAUUAAAACAAGCAGAAAAAGAUGCAAAAGCUUCUCAAAUUCAAGCAGCAAAAACUUUGCGUCUUGAGAAGCAAGCAGAAAAAUUGAGAAUUGCAGGAGAGGCGAAAGAUAGGCGGCAGCGCGAACAAGGUUUCAAAACCCCAGGUGAACCUUGA